Molecule: messenger RNA, 1667 nt
Organism: Cajanus cajan (pigeon pea)
Lineage: Eukaryota; Viridiplantae; Streptophyta; Magnoliopsida; Fabales; Fabaceae
Source: RefSeq, a predicted model, not a curated record
GACCACAUUUGCGACCUCCAUCUUAUCAUGAUAUAAGAGUUCCACUUCUCCAAAAAGAGAUGGAGUAUACUGAAAAAUUGAUGAAGAGUCAAAAGGAACAUUGGGCUAGUUUUGGAUGUUCCAUCAUGUCAGAUGCUUGGACGGACAAGAAGCAAAGAUGCAUUAUUAAUUUUUUGGUGAACUCUUCUGUAGGGACAAUGUUCAUUAAAUCUGUUGAUGGGUCUAAUUUUGUGAAGACCGGAGAAAAGCUAUUUGAAUUACUAGACUCUAUUGUAGAGGAUAUUGGGGAGGAAAAAGUUGUCCAAGUUAUCACGGACAAUGGGAGUAAUUAUGUUCUUGCUGGCAAGAUGUUGGAAGCAAAAAGGAAGAAAAUUUUUUGGACCCCAUGUGCAGCCCAUUGCAUAGAUUUAAUGUUGGAGGAUAUUGGGAAGCUUCCAAAUAUCAAGAAAACAAUUCAACGGGCAAUUUCUCUUGUUGGCUUCAUUUAUAGCCAUUCAAGCACCCUAAGUUUGUUAAGGUUUUAUACAAACAAAAGGGAGCUAGUGAGACAUGCGGUGACUCGAUUUGCAACAUCUUUUCUUUCUUUGGAAAGGAUCCACCAAGAAAAAUCAAAUUUAAGAAAGAUGUUUGUUUCGGAUGAGUGGAAUUCAAACAAAUUAUCAAAGGAAGCAAAAGGAAGAGAAGUAUGUAAAACUGUUUUGAUGCCUUCUUUUUGGAGGAAUGUAGUGUACAUACUUAAAGUCAUGGCACCUCUUGUAAAAGUACUCAGACUUGUUGAUGGUGAGAAAAAGCCAGCUAUGGGCUAUAUAUAUGAAGCUAUGGAUAAGGCAAAGGAGGCUAUUAUGAAGUCUUUCAAUAACAAUGAGACUAAAUAUAAAGCCGUGUUUGAAAUUGUUGAUAGAAGAUGGGAUGUUCAGCUUCAUCGCCCAUUACAUGCAGCUGGUCAUUUUUUGAAUCCAGAGAUGUAUUAUGACAACCCUCAAAUGGAAUUUGAUAGUGAGAUUAUAAGAGGGUUUUAUGCAAGCAUGAAUAAGUUGGUAGGAGAUUUGCAAGUGGAGCAAAAAAUCAUGAUGGAGCUACACACUUAUAAAGUUGCAGGAGAAUUGUUUGGGACUGAACUUGCUAUAGCAAUGAGGAAAAAGGUUUCACCGGCUCAAUGGUGGAGACUUUAUGGUUCAUCAACCCCCAAUUUACAACAACUAGCCAUAAAGAUAUUGAGCUUGACUUGUAGUUCAUCCGGUUGUGAACGUAAUUGGAGCGUCUUUGAGCAAGUAAUUAAUUUGCUUUUGAAGAGUCUUAUUAGUUCCAAAUAUUUUAAAAUGUUUACUUAAUUAUUUAAUUUAAUGUUGCAGAUUCAUACUAAGAGAAGAAAUAGGCUUGAUCAUAAAAAAUUACAUGACUUGGUCUAUGUUAAGUAUAAUCAAGCACUCAUGCGAAGAUACAACCUUAAGGAUGAAGUUGAUCCCAUUAGCCUUAAUGAUAUUGAUGAAUGUAAUGAAUGGCUGGUUGGAGAGAUGGAUGGGGAUGAUGAUGAUGAAGUUGAAGCUCUAGAUGAGAGGGUUUUUGGUGGAAAUGAUCCACUUACUUGGAAUCAAGUUUAUGAUGCUUCAGGGGUUGGAGAGCCUCUAAUGUAUACUAGGCGUAACAAAAGGAAGCAACCUUCAAGU